AUGCCAUGCUCAACUAAUUAUUCAAAAGACGCUUCAGGUAUUGGGAAUGCCAAUAUUUCCAGUGGAGACAACAACACAACACCAAUAUCUGCAAAGUCUAAAACAAAAAUUGCAUUUUCCUCUGCUCUUUUAAACACUUUUUCUCAUAAAAGUAUUCUUCAUAGUACUAGUACUAAUAUUUCAUAUGCAAAAAAUACAUGCGAUAGUAAGAACGUUGAUGAAAACUUGUUAUCAAUAGAUAAGAAUAAUCGGGUUACGUUAGAAAAUUAUACUAACAAAACUGGACUAAAUACUAAUCUUGUGAUGACUAACAGCAGCCCAAAAAUUACCAGUAAUGAAUCACCAAAACAAUAUCAAUAUAUUACUAAAAAUGAUAAUUAUUUAAGAAAUACUAAAAGUUUACAUGCCAUAGCAGAAGCAAUUGAGUCAACCAGUUCUAACACAACCUCUUCAUCAUCGUUGACUAUAUCAAAUCCUGCGAAAACUUUACCAAUUUCACAAUCAACAAAUUUUCAAUUUUUAACUUCACCACCUGACAGUAUUCCUAAUCGACCAUCUCCAUAUACAGCAACGGAAGCAAACUUAAAAUCACAACAAAAAUCAUACAAUACGGCACCUAAUUCUAUGGGUAAACUAGUGAAUUUUCGAGCACCUCAUUCAAUUCCUCAUGUAUGGGUCUCAAAACGCUACCCGACAAUAUGUAGUGAUACAUGUGAAGGAUGCCAAAAAACAUUAGGUUUCGUCAGUUCAUGGGAAAAAUGUAAAAGUUGCAAAAAAAAAGCUCAUACUGAAUGUAAAAGAAGAAUAGGAAAUAAUUGUGGUUUAACUUUAGAAAUUUUUAAAGCAGUUUUUAAAGAGUUGCAUAUAACUCAGGGACAGGAAAGAUGGGAUUCCUAUCGAGCGUCAGGGGGUGAAUCAUCAUCUUCUACUAAUUCUACAGCACCUUCAACUCCAGCACCUAAUUUAAUUAACUCAGUUAUACCAAAGCAAACUGGACAAGUAAUAUCAUCAGCUAGUUUAUCAAACACAUCUGAACACUUUACAUUUCAUGAUCCAACAACAUUUUCUCAAACUUUCCCACGCUCGCAAAAUACUGAGCAAUCAAAUUUACCAAUUAAUCAUCAUGUACCAAGUAUUAUUUUAACUGAUACUAAUGUAAUAGGAGAAUCAAUUAAUGAAACGGGUUCAUCAAAAAAUAAUACACUUACAGAUAAAACUUUAAUUAAUAAUGAUAAUUCUAUAAAUAGUUAUCGAGUAAACAAUGUUACAAAAAAAGAUAUUCCUAUAAUAACAACAACUUCAGCAACUUUAACAGGAACAAAUGGUACAAAUGAUUCUGAAAAAACUUUAAAAGGUGUAACUUUUGAAGAUAUAUCAAAUUUAGAAGGCUUAAAUUUUGGUGGAGAUGAGAAUAGUGAUAGGCAAGGAAUAUAUUAUAGACUUAGUUUUAAAACAGCUUCAAUGAGAGAAAAAAAUCAAAAAAAAGGAAAAAAAAUAUAUGAAAAUAUUCCUGAGGAUGCAGAAUCAAAUAUAAAUUUGGAUGCAAUUGAAGUUCUUGAACUAAUUGGUUAUGGAAGAUUUGGUGAGGUACGUCGUGGACAUUAUUUUGGUGAUGUAUCAAUAAAACUUCUUAAUAUGGAUCACGUACCAGAAGCUAAACAAUAUGAGACAUUCCUUCUUGAAGCUGAUUCAUUUCUUAAAGUAAGACAUGAAAAUAUUGUUCUUUUCUUAGGUUAUACAUAUGAACAAGGAAAUCUUGGUAUAGUUAUGUCAGAUUGUAAAGGGAAAACAUUAUAUCAAUUAAUUCAUGAAAGUCUUCCUACAGAGUGUUUAGAAUUUUCGCAAAUUAUCAAUUUUUCACUUCAAAUUUGUCAAGGUAUGACAUAUCUUCAUACAAAGGGUAUUCUCCAUAAGGAUCUAAGAACAAAAAAUAUAUUUAUUGAAAAAAAUAAUAGAAUAGUAAUAACUGAUUUUGGACUUUUUAAUAUGGCUCGUUUACGUCACCCACCAAGAAAAAAUGGUUUUUUUGUUUCAGAGAAUUGGUUAUGUUAUCUUGCUCCCGAACUCAUAAAACUAAUAACUCCAUCAGCAAAACCUAUACGUUUUACUGAAAAAAGUGACGUUUAUGCAUUUGGAACUUGUUGUUUUGAGAUGUUUUUCGGUAGAUUUCCAUUUUCUGAAUAUAGUUGGGAAGUAAAAAUGUUCUUUAUUGGGCAGGGUAUGAAAGCACCUUUUUGUGGUAAUGAAGUAAGUCGGGAGAUGAAAAAUAUUUUAAUGAAUUGUUGGAAUUACAAUCCUCGAAAUCGACCUGCAUUUGAAGAUAUAUUUGGAAAUUUUGGUAAAUUGCCUAAAAAAAAAGUAAUGAGAAGUCCUAGUUUUCCAAUUCAGAGAAGUUAUGAAAGUUUUUUUUAA
Strongyloides ratti is the source of this 2412-nucleotide messenger RNA. Its product is annotated as AT08303p. Gene Ontology annotation, biological process: protein phosphorylation. Gene Ontology annotation, molecular function: ATP binding; protein kinase activity. Bases 1 to 2412 code for a protein of 803 amino acids. The record is from RefSeq and is a predicted model, not a curated record. NCBI's taxonomy places the organism in Eukaryota, Metazoa, Nematoda, Chromadorea, Rhabditida, Strongyloididae. The transcript has 4 exons.